UUUCUCAAGUUGUCAGCUUGUGUGACAAAUUCUUUCCAAUACAAAAAUGGCUGUCGCUGUGCAACAAAAUUUACUAAAAAUGGUUUCAGCGCAGCUACGCAACAAAGCAAACGAGUUUUUAAACUCUAGAAAAUAUGCCAAUAAUCUUGCAGACAUCUUGCAAAUGUUUGAGGCUGUUACAGACAAUUACUCGCCGCUACUGCUUACAAUUGAAGUCAUAUUUACAGAAUUAUUGAGACGCGGAGAUUUGAUUGAGGAAAUUGUCCCAUUGAAACCUGCAGACCACAGCCCGGAAGCAGAAUACACAAGAUGGCUGCGCGAGUGCUACGAGACAGCGCUGGCCCGCACCCUGGAGUGUGUGACCCGCGGCCGCACCAACUCGCGCCUCCAGGCUCUCGUCACCGCAAGCAAGUUGCUGCAAGAAGAAGGAAAGCACCCACUUGAAAGCUCUUCUGGAUACUUCUUCCCAUCUAUGCGGCUUAAGAACAUCUUCACAGUUCUGCUAGAUUCUGAACAAUCCAUGUCGGCGCCGAUAGCUCGUUUCCAGGAGUUCACAGAAUACAGAGAUGUGCAGCAGUAUGGCCUAAAGGUUCUCUCAGCACUUGCAUACAGAAAGUCUCCUACUCCCAUUUACAUGCAAAACUAUCUGGAACUGCUAGACAAACUCCUGGUAACCGAGAUACAGUUUGACAACAAGACAAAAUCUAAUAAAAACAGAGACAACGAAGAGAAGGAGGAAAAGAUUCUUUGUGGCUCUGAAGACAAAGCCCCAUUCCCGUACAACCCUGGCGUGUGCCGGCGCUACGCGAACCGCUGUUGGAGCUUUGCGUGCCAGUGGCCGCUAUGUGACGAUUCCCGUACGCACCGCCGCGCUCUUCUGCUGUUAGUGGAGCGCCUCAUGCCGUUACUGGCUAGACCACACCUCGCCACAGACAUGCUGUGCGACAGCCUCGACGCUGGAGGCCCAAUAAGCAUGCUGGCGCUGCAAGGCGUCCUCGAAUUAGUGCGGCGCCACAACAUCAGCUACCCAGACAUGUACGACCGGCUCUACGCCAUGUUCGAGCCAGAAAUGUUCGCCACCCGCUACAAGAAGCGCCUCAUGCACCUGGCCGACAUAUUCCUGAGCUCCACCCAUCUGCCUGAAAGCCUGGUAGCAGCGUUCGCCAAGCGUCUGUCGCGGCUGGCGCUGGUCGCCGGCGGCGAGGACGCGGCGGCCCUGCUGCGGCUCGUGGCCAACCUGCUGCUGCGCCACCCGCCGCUCAAGCGGAUGCUGUGCAGCGACGACGCGCCGCCGCCCACCAUCAUGUCAAGCGACCCGUACGUAAUGGAAGAGACGUGCGCGUCCCGGUCCCGCGCUCUCGGCUCGUCGCUGUGGGAAGUGAGCCUGCUGCGGCGACACCACGUGGCCGCCGUGUGCACUGAGGCCGCGCAUGUACUGGCCACAGCGGGCGAUCGCGCGCAACCUGUGUCUAUGGCCCCGCCUGAAGACGCCACGCUCUUCGACGCAGAACUCAAGAAGAGGUUCAAAACGAUCGAGAUGAACUUCAUCCGGCCUCAAGGGAUGACGUCACCUUCUGGCGAACGCGUCCUCCAGUUCUGGGAGCUGAUGGCUUGAAGUCCCCACGCCUCGCAACGGUGGACAGGUAAAGGAUGCAUUUCGAAUCCGAGACUUUGUAUGGCCAUUAAGAAUUUGCAAUCGUUAUUUAUUCUUUUGUUGUGUGAAUUAUAGUUUACAAUUCAAUGGGGACGAAAAUCUGGAACUGAUCAGUAGGUCUAGACAGGUGGCACUUUUGAACGAAGCGAAAAUCGAAUCCGUUUACAGAGCGAUGUAACUCUAUACAA
This is a messenger RNA of Ostrinia furnacalis (Asian corn borer), 1842 nucleotides long. Its product is annotated as nucleolar complex protein 4 homolog B. The record is from RefSeq and is a predicted model, not a curated record. NCBI's taxonomy places the organism in Eukaryota, Metazoa, Arthropoda, Insecta, Lepidoptera, Crambidae. The transcript has 10 exons. The coding region runs from base 47 to 1615 and encodes 522 amino acids. Gene Ontology annotation, cellular component: Noc4p-Nop14p complex; nucleolus; small-subunit processome. Gene Ontology annotation, biological process: ribosome biogenesis.